This is a messenger RNA of Sphenostylis stenocarpa, 261 nucleotides long. The record is from the annotation of a GenBank genome assembly. Lineage: Eukaryota; Viridiplantae; Streptophyta; Magnoliopsida; Fabales; Fabaceae.
AUGGGAAUGGGAUUGAUAGGGAGAGUCAAAGAUUAUUCCUGUGUUGUUUGGUCAACCAGGGAAUUGUGUUGGGUCAAUGAGGAGCGUGUGAUGGUGGAGAGGGAUGAUGAAGGGCGCGUCAUUAUGGCACCGAAAGCAGAUCUUCAAGGAGCUGAUUCGUGGUGCAAAGACCAAAGUGACGUAGAUUUGCAUGACAAUGACAUUAGAAUUAUUCGGAUUUCGGCGGGUGCAACAGUUUCAACAUCGGCACUUGUGUGGUGA